UAGCCUGCCUACUACAGAUGGAGGAAGUGAAUUAUGAACGUGUGAAAGAAUACAGCCUUAAGGUUCUGCAGAUGCAACCAGAGAAUGCCAAAGCACUGUAUCGAGCAGGAGUUGCAUUUCACCAUCUGGGAGACUAUGACCAGGCAUUACAUUUUCUAACCAAAGCAGCAAAGAAGCAGCCCAGUGUCCCUUGA
Molecule: messenger RNA, 194 nt
Organism: Protopterus annectens (West African lungfish)
Lineage: Eukaryota; Metazoa; Chordata; Ceratodontiformes; Protopteridae
Gene: TTC9C
Product: tetratricopeptide repeat domain 9C
Exons: 2
Coding region: 18-194 (58 amino acids)
Molecular function (GO): protein binding
Source: RefSeq, a predicted model, not a curated record